Molecule: messenger RNA, 4118 nt
Organism: Pelobates fuscus (common spadefoot toad)
Lineage: Eukaryota; Metazoa; Chordata; Amphibia; Anura; Pelobatidae
Gene: ATF2
Product: activating transcription factor 2
Exons: 13
Coding region: 376-1830 (484 amino acids)
Biological process (GO): regulation of transcription by RNA polymerase II
Molecular function (GO): cAMP response element binding; DNA-binding transcription factor activity, RNA polymerase II-specific
Source: RefSeq, a predicted model, not a curated record
UUAUUUACAGUUGAUGUCAUCCUUUUCCAAACCGCUCCGUACCCCUCCCUGCCUCCCUACCCACCAGCUGAACCCCCCGCCCGGCUGUCAGGCGAGAUAUCGCGAUACGUUACAGGAGCUGGUGGGAUUUGGCCUUGAGCGAGGUACAGCCCUUCUGGGGGUAAGUUUGUAAACACGGAGGCUCGGACACGGAGAGGUGGCACGAUGCCCAUGCACCCUCUGCCCACUGGUGCCCAGUAACAUGGCGGACCGGGCAGACCUGUAACGUUUAAUGAGGUGUGGGAGGUCGGAGCUUCUCAUGGGCUGAAGGACCCUCAAGAACAGUAACCCUCAGUGCCCAGAUCUGUGUCAGGUUAAUACAAGAACCUGUGGAAUAUGAGUGAUGACAAACCAUUUGUAUGCACUGCCCCUGGAUGUGGCCAGCGUUUUACCAAUGAAGAUCAUCUGGCCGUACAUAAGCAUAAACAUGAGAUGACACUUAAGUUUGGACCAGCUCGAAAUGACAGCGUUAUUGUUGCAGAUCAAACACCAACACCAACUCGUUUUCUGAAAAACUGUGAAGAAGUCGGUCUAUUUAACGAGCUUGCAAGUCCAUUUGAAAAUGACUUCAAGAAAGCCUCAGAUGAUGACAUUAAGAAGAUGCCCUUGGAUCUAUCGCCUCUUGCAACACCUGUUAUAAGAAAUAAAAUUGAAGAACCAGCAGUAGUUGAAACAACUCACCAAGAUAGCCCAUUACCUCAUCCAGAGUCUACUACAAGUGAUGAAAAGGAAGUAACAUUGCCAACUGCACAGCCCACACCUACCAUUGUUCGACCUGCUUCACUUCAGGUUCCCAAUGUGCUGCUUACAAAUUCUGAUUCAAGUGUCAUUAUUCAACCGGCUAUACCUUCACCAACAUCCAGUACUGUAAUCACUCAAGCUCCAUCUUCUAACAGACCUAUAAUACCGGUUCCAGCUCCCUAUCCUCUAUUGUUACAUCUACCUAAUGGACAAACCAUGCCUGUUGCUAUUCCUGCCUCAAUCACAAAUUCCAAUAUACAUAUACCUGCUUCAGUCCCACUUGUCAGACCUGUCACCGUGGUGCCUACUAUACCAGGAAUCCCAGGGCCUUCCUCCCCACCACCUGUCCAGUCAGAGGCAAAACUGAGACUUAAAGCUGCUUUGACCCAGCAACACCCUCCGGUAACAAAUGGCGACACAGGCAAGGGACAGGCCAGUGCAACUGUAAGAUCUCAGCCAGAGGAAACUCAUCCACAGUCAUUACAGCAGCCUGCUACAUCUACCACUGAAACACCGGCUUCACCAACUCCCCCCACACCACAACCUCAAAGCACAGGGGGGCGCCGGAGGAAAGCAGCAAGCGAUGACCCAGAUGAAAAGAGGAGAAAGUUUUUAGAACGUAACCGUGCAGCUGCCUCAAGAUGCAGACAAAAGAGGAAGGUUUGGGUUCAGUCAUUAGAGAAGAAAGCAGAGGAUCUGAGUUCAUUUAAUGUGCAACUACAGAAUGAAGUCACCCUGCUGAGAAAUGAAGUGGCGCAGCUGAAACAGCUUCUUCUGGCUCAUAAAGAUUGCCCUGUAACCGCCAUGCAGAAGAAAUCUGGCUAUCAUAAUGCAGAGAAAGACGAGAGUUCUGAAGACAUUUCGUUGCCUAGCAGUCCGCAGACUGAAGCGAUACAACACAGUUCAAUUAGUACUUCUAAUGGAGUCAGUUCCACGUCUGUGGCAGAAGCAAUAGCAACAUCUGUUCUCACCCAAAUGGCAGAUCAAAGUACAGAGCCAGCUGUUGCACAUGUUAUGGCUCCGCCUCCUGCGCAGUCAUCUGGAAGUUGAUUAAAAUUGUCUGUGACGCAGUAGGACUUAGUAACAAUUGCUGACUUUGAAGGGAAAAUCAUUGACCGGCCAGUCUUAAAUUAGGAGGAAAAAGUAGCUCAAAAUCAUAAUUUAAUUUACAAAAAAAGUAGCCCACCAUUGUUUUACUCUGGUUAAGGAUUUCUUUUUUUCCAUUAAUAUUUAAUUCUUAUUUUGGAGGGGAUGUUGCAUUUAAUUUCUCCUUUAAGCAUAUAUGAUAUGCACGAAUAUGGUUUAAAAAUUUUACUUUGAUAUUUUUGUUUUAAGAGAUAUCAGGAUGACCUUUCAAAUUGAAAUGUUGAGUAUAUGGUGGUAAUGGUUAGUCUGCAGCAUUUAUACCAAAGUUCUGCAUAGUUCCUUUUGACUUUGAGUGUCAAGGUCAUAAUGCACUAGGCAUGAGAAAGAAAGACAAGGUCGGUUUGCUUUUAAUCUUUUUGCCUUUUUAUUUUGCACAUUCAGAGGGGGAGAGUAUUGGGAGAAAGUCUAUCGAUUUUUGUUUUAUGUAGGUUAUUUCGGCUUUUUAAUCAUUUUAUUUUAAAUUGAACAUACUACUUGACGUAAAGAUAAAAUGACAACCUUUGUAGUGAUCAAAAUCGCAUCAUUUUAGAUGUAUUUUAAAAUACUUUUUCUGUAGUUGAAGUGCAGUUAUUUAGUUUUAAUGUUUUUCUUGGGAAGCUUACUAAAAUCGUAGUAACCAUUCCGUGGAGUGUUAGUUUAUUAGUAAUAAGUAGAAUGGUUUUUGAAAUUCCACAUCUACAUGUAAUAUCAUGACGUUGAUGUAUACCAUGAUUAUGACCGCCAGAAAAAGCCUAAAAACCUACAUCGGACAAUUCGGAAAAACUAUUUUUGUCAUUGUAUUUGCAAGCUAACGUUAUUAAUUAUUGUGUAAGCACUGUCAUCUUCCUAGUAGCAAACUUUUGAUACAUUUCUUGUGGAUAAACAAAUCGGUAUCAAGAUACUUUUGGAGAUGUUACUGUGAUGUUCUGAGUGUAUGAGUAGGAGGGGGGGGGGGUAGUUGGGGAAUGAUGGAGGUAUGAAUGAAUCUGUAGAUUCGUGCCAGCAAAGUAUGCUUGAAUGUUUAAAGAUGCCUUCAAUAUAUGCUGGCUCAUACAAGAUUGCAGGUGAAUUAAACCAUUGUGUAUUUAACUAACAUUCCAUGACGUAACUUGUUUUGGAGGCGAUGAUUGUAAAGUACGCAUUCUCACUAUCCAGUUGUCUGUCGGAUAUUGAGUUAUCUCAAUGUGCCAUUAUCUACUCUGAUUCACAAUGCAAUAUUUCAGUAAAUCAAUGUGUUUACAUGGAUAUAUAAAGAAGCAUCUGUUUGCAGAGAUCUGCUCUCUAAAUUCUGGAUUCAUCAGUAGCUUUUUCUGCAACUGGUAGUGCUAAUUUUAUACAUUCUAUAAUCCAGAUCUGUCAUGCACCCCAUCAUGAAUAUAUAUAUUUUAAACUUAGUAAAUUGUUUAAAGAUUAAUUUAGGACAAACUCUAAAUGCAAAUCAGUUGGAAUCCGAUUUUUAGAGGGACUGUUUUAGUGCAACACAAUGCAAAGUCUAAUUUUUAAUCAUCUAUAAAUCGUGCAUGUGUACAGACUGUUUGCAAUGCAUGCUGGGUUUAAUCCACAUGCCCGCAGACUGUAGCUGUAGCGCUCAUGGUAAGGUGUUCCAGUUAUUUAAAAAAUACUUACACCUCUACGUUUGCUGGCCAUUUGGAAAUGAGUGUAGAUGAUAAAAAUGGAUCUCUGUCAUAUUUCGCAUGACGGGUCCCUUUAAAGAAAAUGCACUACAUGAUAUAUGGGUAUAUUUUAUUAUUUGAUCGUGGAUGGGGGCAUGCAGUAUAUAAUUUCACAUAUUAUGCUGUUAGAACCUCCAUGGAAAAAAAUGUGAAUUCUGCAGGAAAGCUUUAGAUUUCAUUUCAAUGACAUCUUUGCAAUUACACGUCAUUAGUGAAAUAGUGAUUAUCCUUGAAUAAUACAGACACGUUUUCACCUUAUUUAUACAUUUCAAUUACUUUUCUUUUGUAUUCUUAAAUUGUAAAUGAAAAGAACAUCUUGUAAGUAUGAAGAGAAAAUGUACUUGGUGAAUGGUGUUCCGGUAUUAGAAAUGCGCAUCUUUGUUCUGCCACUAGAAAAAAAAAUUGCUCUAAAGUCCUUUUCAUAACUUGUCACUAUGUCUGUACUUAACAAUUUUGAAUCUUUGACAUUUCACAAACUGUACUUUUCACUCUUAGUACAGUUUGCAUGAGUAAAUUAUGUACAAAUAAAAAAUAAAAAAA